Molecule: messenger RNA, 547 nt
Organism: Aphidius gifuensis
Lineage: Eukaryota; Metazoa; Arthropoda; Insecta; Hymenoptera; Braconidae
Product: DNA-binding transcriptional regulator BolA
Exons: 3
Coding region: 104-499 (131 amino acids)
Cellular component (GO): mitochondrion
Source: RefSeq, a predicted model, not a curated record
GAAUGACGACCUCAAUAUAAAUAAAAAAAAAAAUAAUCAGCUUUGAAUCAGCUGAUAUAUUGCUUUGAUAUAACACAAAAAAAAAAAUUGACAUUAUAAACAAAUGUUUAAAUAUCAUCAAAUUAUUACUAAAUCAAAUUUAUCAAGUAGCUUGAAUUUUAUUAUUAGAAAAAUGAGUAUGGAUAAACCAAUUGAAACAAUGAUUAGAAAAAAAAUUGAAGAUGCAUUAAAACCAUGUUAUUUUGCUGUUUAUAAUGAAUCUUAUAUGCACAAUGUUCCAAAAGGAGCUGAGACACAUUUUAAAGUUGUUGUUGUGUCUGAAAAAUUUGACAAUCAAACUUUGAUUAAAAGACAUAGAAUAAUCAAUGGAUUGCUUGAAGAUGAAUUAAAAAAUGGUGUUCAUGCAUUGUCCAUUGAGGCUAAAACACCAGCACAAUGGGAAGAGAGUAGUAAAAUAGUAUCACCUAGUCCAACAUGUCUUGGUGGAUUUAAAAAAUAAAAUAUCAAUUAAAAUAUUAUAUUUAUCAGUUUAAUUAUUUAUUUUGUA